CCCAUCACGGGCCCCUUUCUCCUCCCCUCUCCUCCUCUCUUCUCCACUCCCCACUCCCCAGGUUGCGUGGGGAGCUGAGCCACCGAGAUGUGCAGACCUCCGAGGCAUCAUAGAGGGGUUCCGGAAGCUCUCAGCAAGGGGCUGCAGGCUUCCUCGGCUGUCUGACCAGUGGGGGCACUUCCUGCCACGCCAGCACUAGCUCUGGGCUCGAAUCGAGCAAAGAAUAGACUGCAGAGACUGCUUCCCUUCAGUCCCUGGUAGCCCCAGGGCGUAGCCCAGGGUGAUGUGCCUGCUGCUGCCAGGUGACUCGUUGUACCUCAUUUGGGAUCACAGAAUCAUAGAUUUGGAGCUAGAAGGGAUCUUAGGGGCCAUCUAGUUUAGCCCCUUCAUUUUGCAGGCUCUUCACUAGUUGAGAAUUUGACCUGAUUGUCUCCGGCAAUUACUAUUUUUCCUUUUACUUAUAGCUGCACAGCUUUGCCUGUUCCCCAGAGUCUAACACUUUCCCGAAAGGGGAGCACAGGAGCGGAACUGAUGGCAGCUCUUCCGACAGCCAGGCCCCAGGAGUUGGUGACAUUUGAGGAUGUGGCCGUGUAUCUCACAAAAGAGGAAUGGGGACAACUGGGCCCUGCUCAAAGGAAGCUCUACAGGGACGUGAUGCUGGAGAAUUAUGAGAAUGUCAUUUCACUGGCAGGAUUUCCUGUUUCCAAACCUGACCUGAUCUCCCAGCUGGAGCGAGGGGAAGUACCAUGCUUGCCAGAUGUGCCCAGAACUGAGGUUCCAGAGACCCAUGGUGCUAAGAGCUCUGUGACUGAGAAAGAGGCAUCUAUUCCACAGCAGGAAGUUGGUGAAGAAGUGAAAACCCAGGGAAUAUUAUCAGCAGGCUCCCCAAAGGGGAUUCACCAGGACUCUGUAGUUGGAGGCCACUGUGAUGUUGAGGGUAGGUUAGAGUGGCAGCAGGGAAACCCUGUAGGAGAUAGGGCCCAGCCACCUGAUUCAUGUGGCAGCCUCACAAAUAAUUCAGACUUUCCAAAACAACACCAGAGACAGGAGCAAAGGGUAGAGAAGCCCCAUGAAUGUGAGGAAUGUGGGAAAGCCUUCAGACUUAACAUAGAACUUAUUCAGCACGAGCGAAUACAUAGUGGUGAGAAGCCCCAUGAAUGCGAGGAAUGUGGGAAAGGCUUCAAGGGACACUCAGAGCUUAUUGAACAUGAGAGAAUUCACAGUGGAGCAAAACCCUAUAAAUGUAAGGAGUGUGGGAAAGCCUUCAGGAGGAGCUCAGGACUUAGUAGACAUAGGCGAAUUCAUAGCAUAGUAAAGCCCUAUCGAUGUAAUGAAUGUGGGAAGUCCUUUAAGAGGAGUACAGGCCUUAGUCAACAUCAGAAAGUUCACAGUGGAGAGAAGCCCUACGAAUGUAAUGAAUGUGGGAGAGCCUUCAAGGUUAGCACACACCUUAUUCGGCAUCAGAGAAUUCACAGUGGUGAGAAGCCUUUUGAAUGUAAUGACUGUAGAAAGGGCUUCAGGGAACAUUCAGACCUUAUUAAGCAUCAGAGAAUUCAUACUGGAGAAAAACCCUAUAAGUGUAGUGAAUGUGGUAAAGCCUUUCGGGGGCAAUCUGGCCUUCUUGAACAUCAGAGAAUUCAUAGUGGAGCAAAACCAUUUGAAUGUAUUCAGUGUGGAAAGGCAUUCAGAAGGAGUUCAGAGCUUACCAAACAUCGGCGAAUUCAUACAGGAGAAAAACCCUAUGAAUGUAAGGAAUGUGGGAAGCCUUUCAGGCAGAGCUCAAGCCUUUUGGAGCAUCAGAGAAUUCAUACUGGAGAGAAACCUUAUGAAUGUAUCGAAUGUGGGAAAACCUUCAGGGGACCUUCAGACCUUAUUAAACAUAGGCGAAUUCAUAGUGGAGCAAAACCUUAUGAAUGUAAUGAAUGUGGGAAAACCUUCAGGAGGAGUUCAGGUCUUAAUCGACAUCGAAGAAUUCAUAGUGGAGCAUCACUCCAUGGAUGUGAUGAGUGUGGGAAAGCCUUUAGGAAGAGUUCAGCCCUUUACAGACAUCAAAAAACUCACAGUAGUUAGAAAUCCUGUGAAAGUAAUGAGUUUGGAAAGACCUUCAGAAAACACUUGGAUUUUGUUAAACAUUAGUUAAUAGUAAAGCAAACCCCUGUUGAUGUGAUGAAUAUAGGAAAGCCUUUUGGAAAAGAUCGGGGCCUAGUCAGUAUUGGGGAAUUCAUGUGUAAGAAAAACCUAAUGAAUUUUGGUUAACUAUUAUUUUUACUACAGUCUUAUGGACUAUUAGUAUAUAUGUUAGUGCGUAUACUGAUAUACAUAUACAUAUAUAUAUGUAUAUAUAUAUAUAUGUCAGUGUAUAUACAUCAUCAGAAAAUUCAUGGUGGAGUGAAAUUUUGUGAAUGUAAUGAAUGUGAAAAACUCUUGAGUCAGAAUGUAGGUCUCAAUCAUAUUAGAAAAUACAAAGCAGAAAUUUUGGAUAAGUAUAUGAAAAACUGCAAUGAGUCUUUGUAGCAUUGUCAUGGCUUGCAUACUCACAAGUAAAAUGACAAUAAUUCUCAUUCACAUAGCACUUUACAGUUUAUGAAGCACUUUCUUCACUACAGCUACAAUUGAGCCAAUCUCCAUGAAAUACUUUUUAAGCUU
Messenger RNA from Phascolarctos cinereus (koala), 2646 nucleotides. Lineage: Eukaryota; Metazoa; Chordata; Mammalia; Diprotodontia; Phascolarctidae. The record is from RefSeq and is a predicted model, not a curated record.